Drosophila ananassae is the source of this 1690-nucleotide messenger RNA. Its product is annotated as extensin-2. NCBI's taxonomy places the organism in Eukaryota, Metazoa, Arthropoda, Insecta, Diptera, Drosophilidae. The record is from RefSeq and is a predicted model, not a curated record. Gene Ontology annotation, molecular function: transcription coactivator activity. Gene Ontology annotation, cellular component: RNA polymerase II transcription regulator complex. The coding region runs from base 53 to 1561 and encodes 502 amino acids. The transcript is spliced from 2 exons. Gene Ontology annotation, biological process: positive regulation of transcription by RNA polymerase II.
ACUUCCAUUUGAGUUCUUCUCCGACCAACUGGACAGCCGAGCACCCAGCAACAUGAAACUCUUGUUGAUCUGCGCCCUUGUCGCCGCUGUGGCCGCUGACGUCAGCCACCUGCCCUCCAGCCAGUACCUGCCGCCCGCUUACGGCGCCGCCUCCGCUCCGGUGGCCUCCUACUCGGCCCCGGCUGAGUCCAGCUACUCGGUUGCCGCUUCGGCUCCAGCUGUCUCCUACUCUGCUCCCGCUGCCACCUACACCGCUGCCGCUUCUGCUCCGGCUGUGAGCUACUCGGCUCCUGCUCAGAGCUACUCUGCCCCAGCUGCCACCUACACCGCUGCUGCUUCUGCCCCAGCUGUGUCCUACGCCGCUCCCGCUCAGAGCUACUCUGCUCCCGCUGCCACCUACACCGCUGCUGCUUCUGCCCCAGCUGUGUCCUACGCCGCUCCCGCUCAGAGCUACUCUGCCCCAGCUGCCACCUACACCGCUGCUGCUUCUGCCCCAGCUGUGUCCUACGCCGCUCCCGCUCAGAGCUACUCUGCCCCAGCUGCCACCUACACCGCUGCCGCUUCUGCCCCAGCUGUCUCCUACUCUGCUCCUGCUGCUGAGUACUCUGCCCCUGCUGAGAGCUACGAGACCGCCGCCUCCGCUCCUGCCCACACCUUCUCCGCCAGCGAGGGAUACCGUUACAAGACCCAGCGUCGUCGCGUCGUGCGUCGCCAUCGUCGUGAUGUGAGCCACCUGCCAUCCAGCGAGUACCUGCCCCCUGUCCAGGGUGCCGCCUCUGCUCCCAGCUCUGAGUACCUGCCCCCAGCAGCCUCUGCCCCUGCUCCAGUCUACUCCGCUCCUGCUCCCAGCUACACCGCCGCUGCUUCUGCCCCAGCUGUGUCCUACUCGGCUCCUGCUCCCUCUUACACCGCUGCCGCUUCCGCUCCGGCCGUUUCCUACGCUGCCCCCGCUGUCGAGUCCUACGAGACCGCUGCCUCUGAGCCCGCUCACAGCUUCUCGUCGAACGAUGGAUACCGUUACAAGACCCAGCGUCGUCGCGUCCUGCGCCGCCACCGUCGUGAUGUGAGCCACCUGCCCUCCAACGAGUACCUGCCCCCAGCAGCCUCUGCCCCAGCUCCAGUCUACUCGGCUCCUGCUCCUUCCUACACCGCUGCCGCUUCUGCCCCAGCUGUGUCCUACGCCGCUCCUGCCCAGAGCUACUCUGCCCAGAGCUACUCUGGCCCAGCUGCCACCUACACCGCUGCCGCUUCUGCCCCAGCUGUGUCCUACGCCGCUCCUGCCCAGAGCUACUCUGCUCCCGCUGCCACCUACACCGCUGCCGCUUCUGCCCCAGCUGUGUCCUACGCCGCUCCUGCCCAGAGCUACUCUGCCCCAGCAGCCACCUACACCGCUGCUGCCUCUGCCCCUGCUGUUUCCUACUCCGCCCCAGCUGCUGAGUACUCUGCCCCCGCCGAGUCUUACGAGACUGCCGCCUCUGCUCCCGCUCACUCCUUCUCCGCCAGCGAGGGAUACCGCUACAAGACCCAGCGUCGUCGCGUCCUCCGCCGUCACCGCUACUAAACGCAUCUGCCGUUGAGGCUCCCAUAAAAGCAAACCGGACCAAAUCUUGUUUUUUGGCUCCCGGGUUUUUCAGUCACUUGAACCGAAAAUUGUUAGGGAACGAAAUGAAUAAAAAUCUUGAAAAAUAAA